Sclerotinia trifoliorum is the source of this 881-nucleotide messenger RNA. Lineage: Eukaryota; Fungi; Ascomycota; Leotiomycetes; Helotiales; Sclerotiniaceae. The record is from the annotation of a GenBank genome assembly.
UUGUUAACUUUCAUUGCAUAAUUUCUCUCAUCCUCUCUCUCUCUGUUUUUUUUUUAGCAAUCACUCUUCUAUGUAUAUUAUCCAUCCUUAUAUAUGAUACAUGUCUUCACUCCUCACAACCCUUUUCCGCAAAUCACACUCAACUUACCAUCUCCAUACCGCUUCUUCCCUCACGUUCACAUCUGAAUCUGAAUCUGAAUCUCCCCUCUUAAAAAUGGGAUCCUGUCUCUCUCUCUCCCUCUCCUCAGGCCCCUCUCCAAAAUCCAGCAUAUCCACAUCCACAUCCACAUCCACAUCCACAUCCACAUCCACAGCUUUCGGUCGCUCAGCGUACAGACAAAUGGAAACCUUAGAAAAACAAGAAAAACAAGAAAACCCAGAAAAACCAAAAGUAAAAAAAUCUCUAUUAAUUCACGAAGAGGAGUAUUACUCAGAUGAAGAAGAUAUGGGAAUUAUAGAAAUUCGUUCGAGGAAAUAUGGAGUGAAGAAGGGAAAGUGGGAUACGAAGGAGAUAGAGGCGGAGAGUUCGUCACUUGAUCUUGAUCUCUUGCUAAAUAAACCCCUGCCCCCGCUUCCGGAAGAUGGUGAUGAACCGCCUUUUGAGGGCAUGGUUAGGGUGUGGUGCGCAGAGGGAGAAGGCAGGUGGAUGUGGCCGAGGGCAGUGGGUGUGCCCGUUGUGGUUAGUGCGGAUUAUUGGUUGUGGAGGGAGCAGAGGGGUGAGAGGGUUGGGGGUGGAGGUGUUAGAGGUUGAGGUUUUGAGGUUUUGAGAUCCUGAAGUCUUUAGAUAUGAGAUAUUUAGGUAUGGGGUUAUAGAGUUGGGGUUAAACACUCGAAUGUUUUAGAGUAAGCGAAAAUUGAUUGUUCAGUUGGGCAAUGGCUUC